This is a messenger RNA of Zerene cesonia (dogface butterfly), 2069 nucleotides long. RefSeq names its product nuclear distribution protein nudE-like 1 (gene nudE). The transcript is spliced from 7 exons. The coding region runs from base 234 to 1082 and encodes 282 amino acids. Gene Ontology annotation, molecular function: microtubule binding. Gene Ontology annotation, cellular component: centrosome; kinetochore; kinesin complex. Gene Ontology annotation, biological process: microtubule nucleation; cell migration; establishment of mitotic spindle orientation. The record is from RefSeq and is a predicted model, not a curated record. Lineage: Eukaryota; Metazoa; Arthropoda; Insecta; Lepidoptera; Pieridae.
GAAACUUGUCUUGAAAUCGAAUUGUCUUGUUUUUGACGAGGAAGUUGUGUCAUAAUUUGCGUUUCAAGUUGAUGUUCAAUAAAUAAGGUAUUUAAGUAUUUAAAACAAUAGGAUUGUUUAAGUGUUCUAGACCUAUGUACAUUAAAGAAUAUCAUAUAUGUGCAAAUUUGCUUAAACAGCUUAGACUACAUAUUAGGAAAAACAAGGUUUUGUUUAAGUUCUGUUAAACAAUUAUGGAAUCUCCACAACAGAUAGAUUCUGAUUCUAUAGAAUAUUGGAAGAAACAAGCGAAAUAUUAUGAACAAAAAGUCAUUGACAUUCAACAAGAAUUGGAUGAGUACACGGAGAACUCUGCCCAGCUUGAAAAAGAGUUGGAAGCUUCAUUAGUCCAAGUAGAAAAACAGAAUAGAGAUCUGGAACACCAAAACCAAAGGCUUAAAAAUGAAAUAGAAAUGCUUAGGAAUAAGUUAGAAAGAAGUCAACAUGAGACAAAUGCUUUAGAAAAUGAAUUACAAACACUUAAAAAGGAAAAAGAGAAACAGGCAAUAUAUGUUAGGGAAUUAGAACAAAAAAACGAUGAUCUAGAAAGAGGUCAAAGAGUUAUAACAGAAUCAGUGGCCAGUAUUGAAGCGCUAUUAAAUCAAGCAUAUGAGCGAAAUGCAGUGCUGGAAAAUGAGGUGGAUGAAGUUGAAAAUCUCAGGAUAAAAUUACAACGAGCUAAUGAUGAAGCAAGAGAUCUCAAGCAUGAAUUGAAGGUAAUAGAAAAGAUUCCAACAGUAAAGAAAGAAGAUGGUGGUACAAAUGAAAAUGUCUGCAAUGGCCAUUCAAAUACCUCUCGAACUCAAGUUGAAAUUGAAACACAGACAUCAGUAGCAUCUCCACAUCGUCGAGAAAUAAACGGAAAUGCGAUGACUCCGUCUUCCCGAGUGUCUGCUAUAAAUAUAGUGGGAGAUCUACUGCGGAAAGUGGGGGCUUUGGAAUCAAAGUUAGCAUCGUGUCGCGGUUCAGUUAGACCUAAAGAACAUUCGCCAAACUCUGCUACGGAUGUGAAUAAGGACUACAGGUGUGUACUCAAGAACUAAGACUUGCCGAAUACAAUAACACGUCAACUUUGCGACAAAUAAACAGCGUCAGCUUUUUAUAGUAUGAUACUAUAUAGAUCGAAUAUUACAAAAAUAGCUUUUGUUUACUCUAUCUAAUAUUAUACUGUGAUCGGAAUCACAUUUCCUAAUAUACUUAUAUCUGUGAUGAUAAAAAUAAAUAAGUUAAAUUUACGUAAAAACAGAUUUCGGCCUACCCACCGUUGACACGCAACACCACACGGGUAUAGCUUUGCUUCAUGCAUCGUGUUAUAUCUGUACACAAAACAUAUAAUUUACAAACGAGUUUCAAUCAAGGCAAGUCAGGAAUUACUAACCCAACAAUAAAAACGCAUAAUGGAUUCCACCAGAAACAAUUUUCGAUAUUUAUCAUAAUAAUUACAUUUAUAAUAUUAUUUGUAUAUGAUAUACUAUAUUUUCUAUUGGGAGUUUUAUGUAAAUAAUAUAGCACUUUAUGAAAUUGUUAGCACUGGAAAAUUUUAUAAUCCAUAUGAGUUGCAGUAUGUAAAACUUAUGGCUAUUUUAUUUUCAUACAAUUUAAUAACAUUUAGGUUGUUAGAAGUGUGGUUAUAGAACUAUAUUACCGUGCUACUAGGCGACGUUAACGAAAUCCCUUGAUAAAAAUAAAUCCACCUAAAUGUAUUUGCUCAGUAAUACUGAACGGGGUGUAUUAUAAAAAUAAGGCGUGCUUCUGGAAUUACAUAUUCAACAUUUUUGUGUGACUAACAUAAGUGUGUUUUAUCGUCUGGGAAAGUUUUGUUUUUAGCUUCAAAAUUCAUUGACUACUUCAUUAACAUUCUAUCAAUGUAUUAUUUACAUUCCUUUUGUAUAAAAGAUGUUUAAAUUGAACGUUUUUAAUCCUGCAUGCAAUAAUAUAUAAUAUAGUAAAAUUAUAAUUAGCGACUAUUUGUACCUUUAAAUUUAAAUCUUGCCUUAAUUUCUAACAGUGUUGCAUAAAAUAUAGAAAUG